Lymnaea stagnalis (great pond snail) is the source of this 6218-nucleotide messenger RNA. Lineage: Eukaryota; Metazoa; Mollusca; Gastropoda; Lymnaeidae. The record is from the annotation of a GenBank genome assembly.
AGGUCAGAGCAGGAACACGGCAGCCAUUGUGAGUGGAGGAUGCCCUAUAGAAAGUGUCAGGGCUUCACCCAGACGUCACUAGGUCAGUGUUUGAUGUGUGAUUGUGUGAUAGCUGCUAAACAAACUACUUUGCGUAAUGUGAAAAUAUAUCAUUUAAGAUUCUCUACAUACAUUCACCAGACAUGACACAUACCAGACGACCAUCUGGUCCAAGCUGUUUACAUCUCGUCUGAACGGUAUGGCUAGGAGUGUGUGCAUGCAUAAUGAUAAUGGGUUAAAAUAAUUUUAACAGAAAAAGAAAGGACACGAUAAAUUAAUUCCCCUUUUUAAUUUUUUUUUAAAAUGUAAUCAAUAAAUAUAAUAUGAAAAAUAUGUCAGUAAUGCACAGUGAAGUGCAGUAGCAACUGCUGAUAGAGUUAGCGACUUACUUAUCAUGCUGGUAGUAGAGUGAAAGUGAAAGGUAAUCACAAUUUGCUUGUUUAGAAACUGAACGAUGCCCCCUCCCCCCCACCCCACCCCCGCCACCCCCGUGAGUGAGUCACUGUGUCUAUCAUCUGAGACACAGUUGCCAACAGUGCUCCGCUUGUCAUGGUAGCUGAAAUUCGGAACAUAUUUAUUCUAAGACACAUCAUCAAUCUCAAUCCUACCGAUGUGUGUGUUGCCAGUGAUGGCUCCUUGAUUAGCCCAUGACGAAAAUGAUAAGUAAUGAUGACUAGGCCCAACGUAUGUUUUAGUAAAUGCGUGCUUUGUAGAGAGUUAGGAGACGGCAUUUAUUUCAUGAACAAUCUUACUGUUUCAUAUCGGUUGCAUUUCUUGAAAGACUAACAUUGUUUACACGUUCGCAGUUAAUGUGAACGAAGUGGUCUAUGCGCAGCCGACCGCGUAUGACCCUGAGAGUUAGACGCAGUCGGCAAGUCACGUGAGGUCUAUAGUCUUCCUGUGUUACAGUAUCAAUCAAUAAAGGUGCUUUGAUAUCGGUGUGACUGGGUGGUCGAAUGGUCUAACUUGACCAAACCUCGGGUUGAUGGUCUGGAGCUCAAUACCAGUCCACGGCAAGCCAUGAAUACGCGUUAGUUUCUAUGCUUUUUUCUCGAGAAUGAAGCAUCAACUGGGCUUAUUGUUUUACGUUUUUUUUUGGCUAAAAAAUGUUAAAACAUGAGAAGAAUUAUUAACUUGACCAAUGUAAUGUUAUCAAUGUUAUACUUAUAAUUAUCAAAGAUAUGUUUGUGUUGUUAACUAAUUUUGUGGCAGAUAAAAUCAUGUUUUCACUGGUACAGUAAUAAAAAUAAUCAUGGGUUGAGAGUAGCAGGAAAAAAAUCGCUGUAGGGGCAGGGGGUUCUGUAGAGGGGACACUGUAAGUAGGGCAGGGGGUUCUGUAGAGGGGUCAGUGUAAGUAAUACUUUCACUUUCACACAGUUAUAGUUUUGCAUGGAAGCUGAAAACUGUUACAUUUAGGUCAUCAAAAAAAAAAAAAAUCAUAAAUAAUAAAAUUUAAAAAAAAAUAAAUAAAAUCAUAAAUGAUAAAAUUUAAAAAAAGAUAAAUAGAAUGUAUUUCCUGAAUUAGUCAGUAAAACCAACCACAUAGUCAUAGCAACAUAUAAAAACCUAAUCAAUCAAAAUACAUGACUAGACUUAGACCAUGGAAAUGCCUUUAAAAAAAUCUAAGACUUAGGCUUAGACUCUAAGAAAAUGUAGACUUUGACUUAUACUUAUAAUUAUAAUAUACUUAUAAUAGCACUAGCACUAAUACUAAUACUAUUGCUAUCACUAUCAAUACUAUCAUCAAUUUCAAUAUUAAUUAAAAUUAAUUCAAUUAAAAUUUUACGUUCAACACAUUCAAAGUUCCAGUUCAAAACAACCCAUCAUGCAGCUCAUUACGCAUAGUACUUUUUUUUUAAAAUUGCCCAACAAGCGAUAAUAAACCUGAUUUGGCUAAAUUCCCAGCCGACUGCGUUUAACCCUGAGAGUUAUACGCAGUCGGCUGUGAACAAACCCCAGGGGGAAAAAAAAAACGUCAUUUCUUUCUGCCUUUGCUUUUUUUUUUUUUUUUUUUAUGCUUAAAAAAACCCCAGUUACUUUAUAAGAACUUGGACUUUUUUUUUUUUCCUUUUCUUUUUUUUUUUUUUUUUUUGAUGCUUAAAAAAACCCCAGUUACUGUACAAGAACUUGGACGUAUUUUUUUUUACUUAGAUUUAUUUAUAUAUAAUAUUUAGUUAACACGCUCAAAUUUUGCCUCAAAUUUCUUUUUUGAAUGCAUUACUUUUUGUUUACUAUAUAGUAUAGGGCGUUCAAAAAGAAAUUUGACGAAAAUUUGAUCGUGCGAACUGUAAAAAAAAAAUUAAAAAUACCAACCUUCCGUCGAUCAAUUUUCCGUCGACGAAAUUUCUUUAACAAAAAAAAAAAAUUCCGUUAAGCACAUUUUUUAUGCUAUCUGACAGCGCUGCCGCCUGCCUAAUUUAGAGAAAGUUAAGCUCCUCUAUGAACUAGAUUAGUAAACAACGACAGCAAAGAUGGCAGACUUCAAGUACUACGCCAGUGACGAUCUUAACAACGAAAAUUAUGGUAAACUUUAAUUAUUGUCCCCCCCCCCCAACUUUUCUCUCUCACUCGCUCUCUCUUUCUUUUGUUUUGUUUUACCCCAUUUCUUUUCCCUCCUAGCCCACUCGAUCUCUCUCCUUCCCACAUUCUUUCUAUUUUCUUUCUAUACCUUUGUUGUUGUUACUUCUAUAUUUCAAUUUAAUUAUUUCACUACGAAUGUCAAUCUGUUUAAAUAAAAUGCACAAAGAGCCAGGCGUUAGUGCCAACCGGAGUGGCCAAAGCUUCUUGACGUCCCCUUCCACCGAAAAAAACAACAAAAAAAACAACAUCUCUAGAGUUGGCCGAAAAUCUGAAGUAACAAGUGCCACCGGGCAUAUUUAUAAACAUAUUUAAUAUUCAUAUUUUCAGGUCUUACUUUUCAAUAUUCAUAUUUUCCGAACAGUUGGCCGAAGUUAGUCAUAUGAACAGAAAGCGAAUGUGAUUUUUUGAUCAGUCUUGUCGGGCUCCAGAGAAUGCCACAUGCCAAACUCAAUAUAAAAAAAAAAGAACCAUGGAUUAUUAAACGCACCGCCAUAUUCAGAUCCAUAAUUUCGUUCCACAACAACACAUUUCGAAAGCAAGAGAUUCCUUUCUUUGAAAAAAAAAUAAUAAAAAAUAAUAUUGCACCCUCUCUUGUUGACAUGACUCCAUAUGCUGAUCAGAAAUCUCCCGCCAACUUGCGGACAUUAAGGUAUAUUUCAUGUUACAAACGAUAACCUUACAUAAAGGUGCUUUUUAUUGCCAAUAUUAAAAAAAAAGACACCAUACAGUCUUUAGGAGACACCAUUACAAUUAAAUGACGUGGAAGGGUAUGGGUGGGGGGGGAUCGAUGCGCCCCACAGGGGGAAGGUGUUGUUUUUUUUGUUUUGGGGGGGGGGGGGUGUGGCUAAAUUCAUGGCCCACCACAGAUGGCUCUAACCCUAGUUACGCCACUGACUCCAGUGAAACGACUGCAAACGAAACAAAGAAAGAUUACGAAAGCGGGAGAACCGUUUUUUUUGGUUUGAUGGCAAUGCUGGGAACAUGAAAUGGAAACACUGUCAAAUUGUUUAUUUUCUUGAAAUUUCUAAUCAACCUUGAAACACUACAGAGAAAAAAAUAAUUCAACGAAAAAGUGUGUGAUGUUUGCCAUGAAGUCCACGGGCCUCGGGAUGAACUGCAUUUAAAAUGAAUUAAAAACAUGCUAACAAGCAUCAUGGGUCAAAUUUAGCCCAAUUUAUGCUUUAAUAAAAAAAAAAAAAAACUAUCUCUUACAUAAAAUUUGCUGGUAGUGUGACGGCUUCAAUUUCCGGAUAGCAUUCAAAAUAUAAUUCCCGAUAACUACGCUAAAUGAUAUCAAUCUUAGUAAAUAACGCAACUGCGUUUGGUGCGUAAUUUUCUCUUUCAUUUUCGGGAAAUGAAAUCGUCUCAAUUUAAAUAUGGUGUAAUACAUAUAAGAACGAGGUUUGCUAAACUUGAAUUCAUAGACAGGGCAAAAAGAUUUGGACGUUUGGGCUUAGAGCCUUCAUCAGCAAACAAAAUAAAUAGAAGUAGAACAAGUAACGGAUAAUUUUUUUUUAGAAAUUUUCAUUUUCUUGCAGGAAGUAGAAUUACAGGAAGGAGAGAAUAUAAAAGGUGGUACCGUGAAAAAAAGAAGGUAGAGAAUCUUAACGGAACAAAAUACUUAAGGAUACAUAAAAUCUAAGGAAUAAGAAAAAAAUAAGAAAUACUAGGAAAUUGUGAAACUUGUAAGAGAGUUUUUUUUCUUCAAAAUUCAUACCUGUCUAUGAAUUCAAGUUUAGCAUACAUUGUUCUUAUAUUUCAUUUACACAACUUGAAUACAGCCCAUCAAUUAUUAUCUUGUAAUAAAUAUUCCGUUUAAAAAGUGGUUUAGUACAUCAGAUUAUUAAUAUAGUUCAUGGACGUGAAAUAAAAAGUGUGCAGUGACGUAUCUUGGAGGAAAGGGGUGCGGCAAAAGUUGGGAUUCUUAAAUGUGCGUUACUUUGAGUUCAUAUUUUGUCAAGCAACAUUAGUAGAUGGGGUGUUCACGCAUUGCCGUUGUCAUUGUUUGGCGGGAUGUAACUAGUAAUAAAUAAACUUUCAUCCUCUCUCUCUGUUUUUUUUUCUUCUUUUCAUUAAGGAAGUCAUGAAAUUGAAGUGAGUCUCGAGGGAGAAUCCGGCCUGCAAGAACAGCUCAAACGCUGCACCAAAAACCCGGGCCACACCAAAUUCAUCCCUGUGGACGAUUUCAAGAUGGACCAUCUCCCCAUUAAAUACCAGGACGAGGACGUCCUUCAGAUGAUCAAAUCUCUCUCUGGCCUCACAGUUAAACUGUUGACGAACGCCGUCAGCCCGGCCAGGCCAGAUCACUAUAACAACACCCGCAUCCCGUACCCGUUAUCCAAAUAUAAAGGAUUCAUCAACAUUGCCUCCAGUGGCAGUGGAAGGGUGGCAAAUGUUUUCAAAGAAUCUGAUAUUUGUAAGACCGCGACAACAGUCGAACACGUGUGGAAUGUCCGCGUGCGUACCGCUGCUCACGUGGUGUUUGACGAAUUCGAAAUGGACAGCGUGAAGGGCAUCGUCGGGUACGAUUCAGAGCGUAGCUCUACGACCAUCUUAACCGGCAAGCGUCUGCGUUCAGAAGUGUGCGAAGAUUUCUCUGAAAUUGAAUUCCUAACCGAAGAUGCUGCGCUCGCUGGAAGUCUCGGGGGUCAUUUGAAUAGCUAUUACGACAGCUGUUUUAAGAUAAAGGAGAAAUUUGAAGGGAGGGCGGUCCCGGACAAAAAGCUUGCGGUCGUUGUAUCACACCCACACGGGGCCCCGAAACAGGUCAGCGUUGGCGAGUGGAUAAGGAUGGAUGAGUCGAGGUCAAGUAGUGACUUCGAAAAUGCCUUUAUUUACGGGACGAGCACGUGCGCGGGCAGUAGCGGGGGGCCUGUUUACAUCAUGGGAAGGAUGGGGUGGGUGGCCCCGUAUCCUCACAGCGGCACACACAAGGAAGGCAAUUUUAGUUCUGUUGUCAGUUUCUAAGGUAUGAAUAUUGAAAUCUUAGGGUCGAAAAAACAAAAACAAAUGAUGGUGCCUUUCAGUGGAAUGUUGAUUUGUGUAAAGAGGAAAUGAAUGAAACAAAGGAAGGUUGCGUUCCCCUUUUCAGAUUUGAACAAAACAACGAACGUGUCGCCAGGAAGCCUUCGUCAGUAAACAAACAACAGAAAAAAAAACAGAAUAAAAUUUAAAUAUAUAUAUAUUAAAAUCAAGCACUUAGCUGAGAGGUAGUGUUCAGAGCGCAGCAAAAGAAUUUCUGCAAAGACACGUUAACGGUGGUCAAUCAACACUUUGUUUACUAUAAACAUUGAACGUUACACACUGUUUGCUUAACUAUGUAUGUUUUUGACUUGAGGGUGAAAGUAACAGUUUAGGUGCUUUAAAAUUGUAUAGUGUAUCUACAUAUCUUGAAUCAUCUGACACAGAGACAACACACCAUCUCCUUGACUGCACCUGAUUAACAUAACCCCCAGGGUGUGAAGGAGAACGCGCGCUGUAUGUAUGUUUUGUCUGUUUGUUUCUUUCUUUUUUUGUUUGUUUGUUUGUUUGUGUUGCUAAGUUUGUUAGCGGAGCUGACAUGGCGAAUUGAAGAGCUCUGUAAUAAACGUUACUAAAAA